Molecule: messenger RNA, 2306 nt
Organism: Osmerus eperlanus (European smelt)
Lineage: Eukaryota; Metazoa; Chordata; Actinopteri; Osmeriformes; Osmeridae
Gene: tbce
Product: tubulin folding cofactor E
Exons: 18
Coding region: 212-1873 (553 amino acids)
Cellular component (GO): cytoplasm
Molecular function (GO): protein binding
Source: RefSeq, a predicted model, not a curated record
UUUAUUUUGAAAUCCAUAAGCCACACUGCAAGUUUGUACCACCAGUUAUCUGGUCGUUCCCUACUGUCUCAGGAACCAAAGCGGGUCUAAAUGUAUGACUAAGGUAAUUUGACAGACUGCCUAGCUACUUACAAACAAACCAGCUAACUUGUUUGGUGAAUUAGCAAGCAACAUUCAGCCAGUCACCGACCAGCCAUACGCCAGCACCACCAUGGACGAAGGCUUGCCAUCAGACGCUGUAGGGAAUCGUGUAUCGUGCGAUGGAGAGCGGGGCACGGUGCGGUUUGUUGGCACCGUACCACCAACUGCUGGGCUGUGGCUUGGUGUGGAGUGGGACAACCCUGAGCGAGGUAAACAUGAUGGCACCCAUGAAGGAGUUCACUACUUUACAUGCAGGCACCCAAAGGGGGGUUCCUUUGUUCGUCCCAAGAAGGCCAGUUUUGGGGUGGACUAUCUAACAGCCAUCCGAGGACGCUACAAGAAAGUACAGCAGAUUCUGAAGGAAGAGAUAACCAUCUCCUCCAAAACAGUGGAGAUGGUUGGCUUUGAGGCUGUCUCUGAGAAACAGAAGGAAGAGUUCCUUACCACUGUAGCACUCAGGAUGUGUGAGGUGUCCAAACCUGGUGUGGAAAACGAAAUCCGGAAAAUCACUCCUCAUGUGGUCUCUCUGGACCUGAGUGCAAACCUGCUAUCCCAAUGGGAGGAUGUGGCAGCCAUUACAGAGCAGAUGGAGCCACUGAGAGAGCUAGUACUCAGCCAUAACAGACUGUGUGUGCCUACCAAACCCGUGGCACUAAAUCAGGCCUUCUCCUGCCUGAAGGUGCUCUCCCUCAAAAAGUGUACCCUCACAUGGCCUCAGCUGUUGGAGUGCGCCCCCAUGUGGCCCCAGCUGGAAGAGUUAUACGUCUCUGAGAACGACAUCACAAAACUCGAGAGUCCAUCACAGCAGGUCCUAGAGUCUCUAACCAUUCUGGAUCUUUCGGACAACCCCUUGGUUGAAGAUAGCCUGCUCAGUAUCAGCCAGCUACCACGACUGGAAAACCUUAACUUGUCCAAGACAGGGCUAUCGACCAUUUGGUUCAAUGAUGCUCAACCUGGUUUCAAGACGGCCAUGUUCCCAGCACUGAAGAUGUUGGCUCUUAAUAAUAACAAUAUAUCAGAUUGGCUGGUGGUGAGCGAGCUGGAGAAGCUGAGCAGCUUGGUGAAGCUGUCGUGCCGGAACAACCCUUUUCUGAGCAGAGAGAAUAAUCCAGAAACUGCCACUCAGCUUCUCAUAGCCAGAGUGGGCAAGCUGGAGGUCUUGAACAGGAGCCAGAUCACUCUAGAGGAGAGAAGAGGGGCAGAGCUGGACUACUGCAAGAUGUUUGGGCUGGAGUGGCUGGCAUCAGGAGGACACAGAGAUCCUCAACAGAACCACCCCAGCACAGAGUUCACCACCCAGCACCCCCGCUAUCUUAUGUUGAUACAGAAAUAUGGAGCUCCGGAGGAAGGAGAGCUCAAAAAGCCGGAGCCUUUUGCGCUGAAAAACCAACUCUUGUCCAUUACAUUCCUUUGUCCAGAAGAUUCAGACAGGAAGCCCAUUGUGAAAAAACUACCAGAUUCUAUGAUCAUCCAGAAGGUGAAAGGCCUGCUGUACAGGCUUCUGAAGAUACCAGGUGUCCAGUUGAAGCUCUCCUACGCUAGCUCAAAGAUUUACAGCCUGUUCACUGACAACACCUGCUCAGAACAAGUCGUUCAUAGAUGUAGCCAGUGUGUAUCGGUGAAACUCACUCCUCAGAUGGAGGGCACAGAGAUUGACAUCGACAACGACCUGAAGCCACUGCAGUUCUACUCCAUAGAGGACGGAGACAAGGUACUGGUGCGCUGGUCCUGAGCUUCUCACAGGCGGGGACGCAAGUCAAAGAUGGACGGAAGAUGUGCUGGACUGGGAAGGCAUGGAUUUGCUGGUGAAGGCUGUUAGAAGAUGGUGUUGACCUGCUUUGUCAGCACACAUGGCUGACAUUAUGCCACAUUGGUUAGAAGUGGGAUUAGGAGGGGUUUGGUUCAAGGUCUGUAUGGAACUAAUUUAAGGGAGUGCAGCUUCUGCAUGGAACUGAUAGGGGAUAUGAAGUUAUGCCACUAAAUUAUGUAGUAAGGAAGCCGUAAAUUAAAACUACGUUGGAGGUCCAUUUAUUUAUGUUAUAUUUCUAACAUGAAAUGCACCAAUGUAGCAUGGAUCAAUACAGUACAGAACUUGCAAUGUGACUAAUGGUGCAAGUACAUCAUUACUGGGCAGGUGGCUGAAUUAUAAAAUGUGGUUCAAUGUG